Messenger RNA from Salpingoeca rosetta, 1434 nucleotides. RefSeq lists its product as uncharacterized. Gene Ontology annotation, molecular function: thiosulfate-cyanide sulfurtransferase activity. The coding region runs from base 91 to 1101 and encodes 336 amino acids. Gene Ontology annotation, biological process: transsulfuration. The transcript is spliced from 7 exons. The record is from RefSeq and is a predicted model, not a curated record. Gene Ontology annotation, cellular component: mitochondrion. NCBI's taxonomy places the organism in Eukaryota, Choanoflagellata, Craspedida, Salpingoecidae.
GUCGAGGUUAUGGAGUAUUUGUGAAAGAUUCCAAACAACUUUCGCGGCCUGAAGGACAAGACGACAACUUCGAACAACACGCAGGCGGUCAUGGCUGGGAGUGUGCGGGUGUUGGUGAGCACGGCGUGGCUGGCACGUCAACUGGUGGCGAAGAACAGCACCGUCAAGGUCAUCGAUGCGUCGUUUAACAUGCCAGCGUGGAACAGGGACGCGCUGCAAGAGUAUGAGGCAAGCCACAUCCCAACAGCAACUUUCUUUGACGUUGACAAGAUCAAGGACGAGACGAGUGACCUGCCACACAUGCUCCCUCCCGCAAACGUCUUCCAAGAAGCAAUGCGUGAUCGCGGCAUCUACAACAACGACCACGUUGUUAUCUAUGAUUGCAGUGACUUUGGCAUCUUCAGUGCUCCGCGCCUGUGGUGGAUGUUCCGCAUGUUUGGCCAUGACCGCGUGUCUGUGCUCAAUGGCGGCUUCACGGCCUGGACGAAAGAGGAGCGGCCCGUCGAAUCUGCACCACUGAAGUUGCCUGUGGAGCCGAGAAGUGACUAUGUCGUUCAAGAUGAGAAGACGGAGCUUGUGCGCACGCGGCAGGAUGUUCUUGACAACCUCGCACACAAGAAAGAACACGUUCUCGAUGCACGCUCGCGCGAAAGUUGGAACACACCCAUACACUCACACACGAACAUACAUACACAUACGCACUUACAUAUGCCCACUCUCAUGCACUGUGCUGCCGUGUGUGCCAGGUUUAACGGCACAGCACCGGAGCCGCGCCCGGGUCUCUCGUCUGGCCAUGUCCCCGGCAGCACGUGCCUUCCAUUCACCGACUUUCUCGCAGACAAGCGCAUGAAGGAGCGUGGGGAGCUGGAGACAAUCUUCAAGGUGGCAGACACGGAUCUGCAGAGCCGGCGGUGCAUUGCGUCAUGCGGGUCCGGCGUGUCCGCAUGCGUGAUUGCCAUGGCCGCACACAUCGUCACAGCCCCGCUGGACCCAGAAGGAGGCGCCCUGAACCACGACCAGGUCAUGCCCAUCUACGACGGCGCGUGGACGGAAUGGGCCUCCUCCGGCUGCCCCAUCGAGAAGCACCAGGACGCACAAUAGGCGCGUGAUGGGGUCGCUCUAUGUGCGUGUGUGCAUGAGAUCGGGUGUGUGACUAAGACAGAGAGAGAGAGAGAGAUGGGUGUGUGAUGGAUGUGUGUGAGCGAAUAAAGGAGUGGCAGAAGGUAGGAUAAACAUACACACAAUACUCACACAAUACACACGCACACACAGACACACACACACACACACACACACACACGCAGACACACACACGCAGACACACAGAGCAGUCGUAGCGCAUUUUGUGCCGUUUGAAACUGCUUGACAACCAAUGGCGAAUUGUGAAAGAUUUCAAUAAACUUUCAGCAGCCGAUAUCAACCCCACAAAGCAAA